AGACUGGGUUACUAUGAAAUGUUGCUGUGGUUAAAAGAUAAUAAUGAAGAAAAGAUUCAAGGUAUUUGUGACUAUAUUGCAGAGAAUGAUGAAGACACAUCUGAUAUAUGAGAAAGUUAUUUAUUAGUGUGAAAGUGAACGGAUGAAGGAGAUUUUGAAGCUGUUGGAAAUCAUAGACAUAAAAAACCUUUCAUCUGCUGAAUCUGUAGCAAAGGUAUUUCAAGCAUUAGGAAGAUUACUAUUGGAACCUCUUGCGGAGAAGUUCCUUUUAGACUUCAAAACAAGUGAUCAUGAAGCAGAUAAUAUUACAAACUUCAUUGCUAGUUAUGCUGUUAGCAUUCCAGAUUUAUCGAUAAGAAAUAUCUCACAAAUGGUGCUGAUAAUUUCUGUUGAGGAUGUCAUAAAAAAAUUCAAAGAUUUGCACCAAAGACUAGAAGUUUCACCUUCAUCCUCCUCAUACGAGAAGCUCAUUUUACAUAGCUGUGCAUUGCUCGAGGUACAUGUAGCGCUUGAUAUUGUUGAUGAAAUGUGUGAAGCAGGCUUGACUCUAUCAACCAAGGCGUUACACUCAAUUUUACAAAUUUGUGAUGAUACAUCUGAAUAUAAUUUGGUCCAUCGAAUCUUCUCAACCAUACGUCACUACAAUUUGGAAUCAGAUGAUGAAACAUUCAGAUCUAUGAUAGACUUUUUCUUGAAGAUGAAAGAUAUUGAAGGUGCAUAUAAGAUGCUUGAUGAUUUGGAGGAAUUAAAUUUGAAGCUGACCCCAGGGAUGUACAAUGCUAUAAUGGCAGAAUGUUUUCAAGAGAAAAACAUUAGUGAUGGGGUGAGGGUUCUUGAGCACAUGCAAUGUGCUGAUGUAAAGCCUGAUUCACAGACUUUCAGCUGCCUGAUCAGCAACUCCGAAACUAAAGAGGAUAUAGCAAAGUAUUAUGAAGAACUGAAGCAAUCUGGAAUCGUAGCUACCAAGCAAAUUUUCAUGGCACUUAUAAAUGCUUAUGCUGCUUGCGGACAGUUGGAGAAAGCAAAAAAGGUAAUCUUAGAUCCAUUGAUACCACCGAAGAGCUUGAAUCAAAUCAAGGGUUUUCUUGUCUCAGUACUUGCAUCACAUGGGCAAUUGUCUGGGGCUCUAGUUAUUUAUGACAAAAUCAAACAAUCUGGACACAAGCUGGAGGCAAAAGAAAUUACGAGUCUCAUUGAGCACACUCAUUCCGAGGGUGAGUUGGAUAGGUUGCUUCUGCUACUUGAGGAAUUGGAUGAUACAGACUAUUGGAAUGAUGCUUGCUGCAGAAUCAUCUUGUAUUGUAUUUGGAAUAAGCAUUUAAGUUCUGCUGUCGAAUUGUGUAAUCUGCUCAUGGAUAAGUUCCAAAGUGAUGAGCAAGUUAUGGAAUUUCUCUUUGAUAAGGUAUUUUCUCUGAUUGAAGAGUCAAGUCAUUUGCACACUUUCCUCGAGUUGCUUUCGGAAAUCAAGGAUAAGCUUGGGCUUCUGCCUUCACAGAAACGUCAUGAUUCUCUGCUACGUGUUACUGCCACUGAUUUGCAUGAUUCUGAUUUCUGAAUGAGGCUCCUUAAUAAGACGGCUUUGUAUAGUGCGUUUCAUCAAGUUUGCUCUACAAAUUUUUCAGCCACCAUUUUUUUAUGAAUCAUACCUACCAAGUUCCUAUAUAACCAUUUCUGCUUCCGCAACAUUUUCAGAAUUGCCCUGACAAUGUUGCUAACAAGGAAAAAGGGAAUAUAAUAUUUACUCAAUGAUUAUAAAUAUUUAUGCAACAA
This is a messenger RNA of Glycine soja, 1770 nucleotides long. Its product is annotated as pentatricopeptide repeat-containing protein At4g21880, mitochondrial-like. Gene Ontology annotation, molecular function: protein binding. The transcript has 13 exons. The record is from RefSeq and is a predicted model, not a curated record. NCBI's taxonomy places the organism in Eukaryota, Viridiplantae, Streptophyta, Magnoliopsida, Fabales, Fabaceae. Bases 143 to 1555 code for a protein of 470 amino acids.